AUGGCUGCUGGCCCCGGCCGCGUGGACCUGGGCGCGCCCCCGAGCCCCGCGCGCCCCGAGCCCGCGCCCACCCGCUUCCACCCGGUGCACGGCGCCAACAUCCGCGUGGACCCCUCCGGGACGCGGGCCACGCGCGUGGAGAGCUUCGCGCACGGCGUGUGCUUCAGCCGCGAGCCGCUGGCGCCGGGCCAGGUCUUCCUGGUGGAGAUCGAGGAGAAGGAGCUGGGCUGGUGCGGCCACCUGCGCCUCGGCCUGACCGCCCUGGACCCCGCCGGCCUGGCCGCCGUGCCCGAGUUCUCGCUGCCCGACCUGGUCAGCCUCGGCCACACCUGGGUCUUCGCCAUCACGCGCCAUCACAAUCGCGUGCCCCCGGGGGGCCUCGGCGAGCCCGCGGCGGCCGCCCCCAGCCGCCCCCCACCCCUCCUGGCCGAGCCCUAUCUGUGCGUUGAGCAGUUUCGCAUCCCCCGCGACCGCCUGGUGGGCCGCAGCCGGCCUGGGCUCUACAGCCACCUCCUGGACCAGCUCUAUGAGCUCAACGUGCUGCCCCCCACGGCGCGCCGCAGCCGCCUGGGCGUUCUCUUCUGCCCGCGGCCCGACGGCACGGCCGACAUGCACAUCGUCAUCAACGGCGAGGACAUGGGCCCCAGCGCCAGGGGGCUGCCCGCGGCCCAGCCCCUCUAUGCCGUGGUGGAUGUGUUCGCCUCCACCAAGAGCGUGCGCCUGGUCCAGCUGGAGUACGGCUAACCUCCUGAGCUACAUUAGCCGCCCUGAAACUACCCUCCCUGCAGACGCUGUGCCGUGUAGUGAUCCAGAAGAACGUGGUGCACCGGUUGGCCAUUGACCGGCUUCACCUGCCCACCGGACUUAAGGAUUUCUGCAAGUACGAGUAACGGCCUGCAGCCUCGCGGGGCCGUCUCGGAGGUUGGCCUCGCUGCCGCCAGCUCUGAUGAGAAAUAAUAAAUGGCCGAGGCUGAGAUUGA
Sorex araneus (European shrew) is the source of this 980-nucleotide messenger RNA. RefSeq names its product neuralized E3 ubiquitin protein ligase 2 (gene NEURL2). NCBI's taxonomy places the organism in Eukaryota, Metazoa, Chordata, Mammalia, Eulipotyphla, Soricidae. The coding region runs from base 1 to 744 and encodes 247 amino acids. The record is from RefSeq and is a predicted model, not a curated record. The transcript is spliced from 3 exons. Gene Ontology annotation, biological process: intracellular signal transduction. Gene Ontology annotation, molecular function: ubiquitin protein ligase activity.